CGGCCGACCGACAGAGGGAGCCGACCGGAGCGGUUAAAGCUCUUCGAGUGGCGGGCGAGGUCGAGGCCUGGGCAUGAACCGAAUCCGCAUCCACGUGCUGCCGUCCAGCCGGGGGCGUGUGACCCCCCAGGCCCGGGCGCAGGAGUCCCAUUCCUGCUCCUUCUCUCCCCGGCCGUGCUCCCAGCCGCGCCUGGAGGGCCUGGAGUACUGCCUCAAGCACGUGCUGGAGGACAAGAGCGCCCCCUACAGGCAGUGCAGCUACGUCUCCAGCAAGAACGGCAGGCGGUGCCCCAGCGCAGCCCCCAAACCUGAAAAGAAGGACGGGGUGACGUUCUGCGUGGAACACGCCCGCAGGAAUGCGCUGGCCCUCCAGGCCCAGAUGAGGAAGGCGCCGUCGGGCCCCUCGCCCGAGAUCCUUCUCUCUCAGCUCAGCGGCUACAGCCGGCCCGAGCAGGGGAGCCAUGGGCACGACAGCAGCCGCAGUGAGGCCAGCCGGAUACUCGAUGAAGACAGCUGCAGCGAAGACGAGCAGGAACCUGCUGUGGUGGAUCAGACGUGGAGAGGAGACCCCGACAGCGAGGCUGACAGCAUAGACAGUGACCACGAGGAUCCCCUCAAGCAUGCAGGAGUGUACACAGCAGAGGAGGUGGCCCUGAUCACCCGGGAGAAGCUGAUCCGGCUGCAGUCCCUCUACAUCGACCAGUUCAAACGGCUGCAGCACCUUCUGAAGGAGAAGAAACGCCGGUACUUGCACAGCCGCAAGAUGGAGCACGAGACCGUAGGGAGCAGCCUGCUGACUGGUCCGGAGGGGCUGUCCAUGAAGGAGAGGGAGAACCUGAAGAAGCUGAAGGCCCUGCGGCGCUAUCGCCGGCGCUACGGAGUGGAGGCGCUGCUGCACAGACAGCUGAGAGAGCGCAGGCUGGCCACCACCGAGGGGCUGCUGCCACAAGCCCACGCGGCGCGCUCCAGCCAGAGGUGCAUCGCCUUGGUGGAUGGUGCCCGCUGUUCGAGCCAGUGCCUUCCAAUGACGCGGCACUGUAUUUCACACAUUUACCAGGACAGCAAUCAGGUGCUGUUCAAGAUGUGCCCCGGCCUGAAGGACGUGCCCUGCGACCGGCCGGUACACCUGGGGCAGUCGGAGGAGCCCCGUUGCCCGCUGCACCUGUCCCUGCCGCCGCCCAUGUACCAGCCCGAGCAGGAGCCGCUGGUGCCCGAGCAUCUGGCCCCGGUGCCCACCGACCUGUACUUGAGCGCCGCUGAACUGCAGCCCACAGAGAACCUGCCCCUGGAGUUCAGUGAUGACUUGGAUGUGGUGGGGGAUGGCAUGCAGUGCCCCCCCUCUCCCCUGCUGUUCGACACAGCCCUGGCCCUGGAGGACCAGUCAAUCCGGGAGAUCGCAGAGGCGCCUCUGGAUAUUCUGACAGCCGAGGAGCAGGCGGGGCUGGAGACCCCAGGGCAGGAAGCGGCCGUCCAUUCCACGGAGCUGGAGCUCUCCGCGAGGGACACGGAGCCCAUGGAGAACCAGGUGGUUUUGGAAGCUUCUGACCUAGCUGGCAAAGCCGGUGAAACGGCGCGUGGCAUCUCUCCAGCCGACUUUAACACCCAGCCGGCAGACGCAACCUGAGCAGCUGCUGCCCGUGUCGCAGGGCUGGGAAACUCUUCUCGCUGUUGGGAACUUGAUGCCCCCACCUCCGGCGUCCCCGCUGCCGCAAGAAGCCCAUCGCUGUUGGAGGAGGGAGUGUGGAGGAUGGGACCGGGACUGCAGUGUCGGCACGUCACGUGUGACUGCUUCGUGGACCACAUUCGUCGCACUGAGGGGCACUUGAGCGGAUUGUCUUGUCACCUCCUGGUUUAACAACGCAUUGCUGAACACGUGCUGAAUGUCCUGUGAACAGCUUGUCCGCCCUCGCUGUGUUUACUGUUGCCCUUCUGCAGACUGCGGAUAACUGAUUCCAUGCCCUCCAUGAGCAUUUUGUGUAGUAGGAGAACGAAUAGGCUGUUCGAGGGGCUUGUUUUUCCAUUCUGUACAGUCAGAUACCAUCAAGAGCACUUGCAGUGAUUGGCACAUCUGUACUCUUUCAGUGUCGGUGAAUAUUUAUUAAAAAAGGCAACUGGA
Molecule: messenger RNA, 2116 nt
Organism: Lepisosteus oculatus (spotted gar)
Lineage: Eukaryota; Metazoa; Chordata; Actinopteri; Semionotiformes; Lepisosteidae
Gene: kansl2
Product: KAT8 regulatory NSL complex subunit 2
Cellular component (GO): NSL complex
Source: RefSeq, a predicted model, not a curated record